AUGCCAUUUAUUGGUAAAGACUGGCGUGAUCCCGGUGAAGCAUGGAUUCGUUGUGCGCAUACAGCCGGCUGGGAAAAGAUGAAAUUACGACCCAUUCAAAUGAGCGCUGUAGAUGUCUCCUCAUUAGGUAUAUCAUCACCACAACGAUCAAGAUGUUCAUCACCGAUACAGAUUGAAAGAGUCAAUUCAGCAAAUUCAUUAUCAAGUAGUGAUGAAAAUGGAUUCUCACGUAGCGAUAAUCAGAAUUCAGGCUCGGAAAGUGAGGAUUGGAUUCCGCAUUGUUAUAUAAAGAUGGGCAAGUCAAAAGAAUUCAUUGGCUGUACAAGCAUGAGCGAAGCAUUUCACAGACUCAACUUGGCGCGUGCAGUGAGAGAUAUUCGCAAAUUCAAUUACGUUUCCAAAGUAAAAUCUCUUAGUAUUUAUAUUUCAUUUCAUUUCAUUCUCUAUGAUUUAAUGAUUAGGCGUGAAUUUCAGGUAGUACAAAUUCUUGUACGGGAUAAGUUACAUAAUUUAAGCGCAACAGCGCGAAAGAAUCUUCUUGCAAUAAUUCAAGCCAUGGUGCUUCUCAGUGUUGAAAAAGAUGUGCAUAUAUCAACGGCACGUUCACUAGUUCAGGAUUUCGCAUCGGGUCUGAAUAACGGUAUGGAAGGCCGUCUUUGUGGGUCACCAAAGUUAAUCACUAGACAGAUCGGUACUGCUAGUGACUUACUUGAGGUGAUCUCUGAACGUAAAUUGCAUACGUUAGCAGAGAGUGAAGAGGGCUCUACGACCUUUAUGGAUCUACCUCGUGAACUUCUUUCUAUUAUCCUCAGGAAAUUACCGGAUCAUGUAUCGUUAUUAGAAGUAGCUGAAGUACAUGAAACACUCAACGCAAUUGUACAAAACGAGAGUAAAGUUUGGUCGACGUUGUGUCAGUUUCACUUCUCGCAGGAACUUAUCGAUAAGCAUUUUGCGAAUUCGAACGGAUCUUGGCGACAUACUUUCUUUGAACUGAAAAAAUAUUAUGGCUUACGUGUUGCAUAUGCGGAUUUGAUUCAUUUGUGCUGUCAUUGUAGAGCGAUGUUUUGGAAGGAUAAUGGUCAUCCUUGCCCUUCAGACGAUGCGCCAUCAGUAAGUGUGAUGCCCGAGCAAUUCGUUGAUAUGCUCUUAUUCCUCUGA
Anisakis simplex (herring worm) is the source of this 1158-nucleotide messenger RNA. The record is from the annotation of a GenBank genome assembly. NCBI's taxonomy places the organism in Eukaryota, Metazoa, Nematoda, Chromadorea, Rhabditida, Anisakidae.